AUGAAAGGCCGGUUCAUCAUCAACCCGUUUCAAGAACUCUACUUGACUGGAUCUGAUCGCACUAGUCUCGAAGACUUGGCAAAUCAAUGCAUCACUUCAAACCUCCAGCUUUGCUCCAAGUACAUGUAUGGGUCGAGUCGUCAAGCGAAUCCACAGCACUGGAAGCUGCUGAAGGAGAAGGAAAAGCUUAAGGUGUACACUGAGAGACCAGAGGGUGCAGUAGCUGCCGCUGCUUCAAAUAAAGAGCCAACAGGAUCCGGUCUACCCAUGAUUCUGUGCGUGGGGACUUUAGAAGGUAAAUUGGAGGACCUGCUGUUUGGGGUAAUCAGUGAAGAUCUCGAAACAAUGCGCAUGAAGGUUUCGUACGUUGAGGACUUUAGCGGAGCAGCUGUUCUCGACGCUGUAGUCUUACCGACAUUGGAGGACCCGUUUCAAUCACUUAUUGUCAAGUGGAUGGAGGUCGACAUUCCAUUCCAUUCUACUAAUUUGGUAAAGAAUCGCGACUACGUUUACCUCGAAGGCACAGGAUACGUUACAAACGAAAAGGGCGAGCGGCUGGGGUAUCAAUUAUUACACUCGGUUAGCUUUCCACAGACUCACGUAUUACCAAAUCGUGUGCGUGGUAAUCUUUCGAUCGUCGCUUUUUGGCGUCAAGUUAGCGCCAACACAAUGGAAAUGUAUGCCACUGGCGUUAUGGAUCCAGCAGAUAGCGGGUUGAUCCGCAAGCUCGUGGUGGCCAAUAUGGCCAAUGUGCUUCUUUCAAGCUUAAAAUAUACUUAUUGUGGACAGAUGCGCAAACUAUCAUUCAUGCUUGAAAAGGCAUACGUAGACUCCAAGGUGACUGGCACGCCCAACAAGAAAAAUGUUUGUGUCACGUGCUUUUCACCUCUUACGAAUCGCAAGCUUGGAGAUUUUACAAAGAGUAAUAGUACGUGUAAGCUCUGCUUUGGCUUCGUUUGCCACGCUUGUAAGAUUACCCGAAAGUUGAGUUUCGUUGAUCCGGAUCUACUGCUGUCUCAGCGAAAAGUGACCUUUUGCUCAACGUGUAUCAGUUCUGCAAUGGAUAUGAGCUCUGUAGACUGUGCUCGAGCAAUGAUGCUCAAGAGCAAUAGGAUGAAUCAAGUUAGUAUCGACCACACACUCUCUUCGGACGGCAAUAGUGGAGAGUACUCCUAUACAAGUGUUCAGUAG
Plasmopara halstedii is the source of this 1191-nucleotide messenger RNA. RefSeq names its product START-like domain. The transcript has a single exon. The record is from RefSeq and is a predicted model, not a curated record. Bases 1 to 1191 code for a protein of 396 amino acids. NCBI's taxonomy places the organism in Eukaryota, Oomycota, Peronosporomycetes, Peronosporales, Peronosporaceae.